AUGCCAAUAGCAUUAUCAUCAGAAUCUCUUAAUAAUUAUGAAAGUAAUGAUGACGAGGAUUAUUAUGAAAAUGAUAACGAACUUGGUAACAAUAACAGCAAACUUGGUGACAAUGACAACGAACUUAGUGAAAAUAACAUCAAGCUUGGUGAAAAUGAAGUCGAACUUGGUGAAAACUAUGAUGAUCAAGACGAGAAUAUUGAUCAUGAUGAUACUGAACCUGAAAAUCCUGAUAAUACAAAAAGCAUUA
Molecule: messenger RNA, 250 nt
Organism: Dentiscutata heterogama
Lineage: Eukaryota; Fungi; Glomeromycota; Glomeromycetes; Diversisporales; Gigasporaceae
Source: the annotation of a GenBank genome assembly